Molecule: messenger RNA, 1993 nt
Organism: Tarenaya hassleriana
Lineage: Eukaryota; Viridiplantae; Streptophyta; Magnoliopsida; Brassicales; Cleomaceae
Product: wall-associated receptor kinase-like 15
Biological process (GO): protein phosphorylation
Molecular function (GO): ATP binding; protein kinase activity; polysaccharide binding
Source: RefSeq, a predicted model, not a curated record
GAUCUCAUUAGCUGUCCUUAUUACUUCCAAAAGCCUCAUGAGUAACGCGAAUCCAGUAAAAAUGGAGCUUCAAAGGAUCUCUUUCCUGUGUGUUACCUCCGCUCUUAUACUUCUCUUCCCCUCCUCUGAAUCAAACGCUUUCAAGCAAUGCCCGGCAUGCGGGUCGGCCCGGGUUCCAUACCCGUUUAGCACGGGACCCGGUUGUGGAGACCCGAAUUACAAAAUCAGGUGCAGUGGCAGCACACUAUGGUUCGAUACACUCAACGGCUCGAGCAAUCCGAUCAAAUCAUUCGACCCGGCGGCACAACGGCUCAUUCUACAACCACCCGGCUUUAAACCCAAUACCUGCAUGGCCGCCGAUAUGCAGAACCAUGGUAUCCAGCUUGACCCGAAUCUUCCUUUCAAUGUCAGUGACAGGAACACGGUUAUAAUCACAAACUGUACUAAAGACGGUCUGGAUUCUUACAUCUCCGUCGGGUUUUACUGCUCGGAGAGUAGCUUGUGCCACAAGUUUUUGGUCGAAAAUCUGGAAGCUCGUGAAAACUGCAGGGACCGAAAGGUGAACUCGUGUUGCUGGUACAAGACAGGUGGGACUAUCAACACAUAUAAACUGUACAGAGCAAGAGAAGAUAAGUGUUCUGCUUACCAGAGCUACGUGGAUUUGGAUCUGAGUUUGCCGGUGAGCAAGUGGGGUGACCCGGCUGUGGAGAUCGAAUGGAAUCCACCAAGAGAACCACCCUGUAAGUUUUCCGGUGAUUGCAAAGGCUUGGCGAACUCAGUUUGCACAGCUGAUCCUGAAAAUUUAGGUCAAAAGAGGUGCUUCUGCAAAAAAGGAUUCCAAUGGGACUCCGUCAAUGGAGUUUGUAAAGUAGUGGGCAGAUGCUCUGAAGGAAAAAGGUGCAAGAAGUGGAGCAAAGUGCCAAUGAUAGGAGGUUUGGUCGGAGGGAUCGGGUCGAUAUUGAUGGCCGGUUGGGUCGUCAAGCUCAGGAUUGCAAGACAGAAUCGUCGGAUCGCUGGAAGCAGAUCGUGGAAGAGCAUAUGCAAAUUACAGGCGAAGAUAUUAGGAGCCCACAGUGGAGGAUUUGAUAGAAUCUUUUCCGGCAAGGAAAUCAUCAAAGCGACCAACGAUUUCGCCAAUUCCAAUCUCAUCGGCUUCGGUGGCUUCGGGGAGGUGUUCAAGGGCGAUUUAGAUGACGGAACCACCAUCGCCGUCAAACGAGCCAAGCUCGGGAACGAGAAGAGCGUAUACCAGAUAGUGAACGAAGUCCGCAUUCUCUGCCAAGUUAGCCACAAGAAUCUAGUGAAGCUAUUGGGUUGCUGCGUGGAACUCGAAAUGCCGAUUCUGGUCUAUGAAUUCGUCCCUAAUGGAACCCUAUUCGACCACCUCCACGGUGUUUCCUCCGUCUCCUACGACCCUCUCCCAUGGCUUCGCCGACUCCUAAUCGCUCAUCAGACAGCCCAAGCACUCGCAUAUCUCCACUCAUCGGCGACACCGCCGAUUUACCACAGAGACAUCAAAUCGAGCAAUAUCCUCCUCGAUUCCAACCUAGAUGCGAAGGUAUCCGAUUUUGGAUUGUCCAGAUUGGGGGUAAGUGAUGUGAGCCAUGUGACGACCUGUGCGCAGGGAACCCUAGGGUAUCUAGAUCCAGAGUAUUACCUGAAUUUCCAAUUGACAGACAAGAGCGACGUGUACAGCUUUGGAGUGGUCCUGAUCGAGCUUUUGACAUCGAAGAAGGCGAUCGAUUUCAAUCGGGAGGAAGAAGAUGUGAACCUGGCGGUGUUCGUGAGGAAGGCGUUGAGGGAGGAGAGGUUGCCGGAGGUGAUAGAUCCGGUGAUCGGGAAAAGAGCGACGGCGGAGGAGAUGGAGAGUAUGAGGGACUUAGGGUUUCUGGCGGAGAGGUGUUUGAAGGAGACGAGGCAUGAUCGACCCACGAUGCAAGCCGUGGCCAAGGAGCUCGAGACUCUCAUGCAUGCAGUUGCUUGUGAGUUUUGA